Molecule: messenger RNA, 960 nt
Organism: Rotaria sordida
Lineage: Eukaryota; Metazoa; Rotifera; Eurotatoria; Philodinida; Philodinidae
Source: the annotation of a GenBank genome assembly
AUGAGUCGUUCUAAUAAUCGUACGUCGGAUUAUCUGCUGGCUUCAGCAGAACAUACAGGUGCAUCAUUAUUUCCUUCUGGUUUACUUAUGUAUGAUUUACCAUCAUUACGUCGAACAGCAUCUCGAACAUUGAAUAAUGUUGAAUUAAUUGAUCGACAACCAUUAUCAUCAUCAUCAUCAUCACGAAAGCGAUCACCAUCACCAGUACCUUCUUCUUCAUCUUCUCCUUCGUCAAUAGCCGAUGUUGAUUUAUCGGUCGAUGAUGAAUCAAAUCAAAAAAAUUUAACAACAUCAGAAGAUUGGUGGCGUCAAGCAAUUGAACCAAUACCAACAAAAACAAUUUCUAUAUCUCAUUCAGCAUUUAGUAUGAAUGAUGAUGAUAUAUCAAAUGAUACAAGUCAAUUAUUUUCUCUAUUACCAUCAUUUAAUUCAACACAAAGAAUAAUUGUACAUAAUCAAUUAUUGACUACUUUAACACAAAUCUAUUCUGAUAAAGCACUUGAUUAUGUUAAACAAUGGUAUGAACAUCAUUCAGUACCAAAUUUAAAUAUUUUAAUAAAACGUGGUUUAUUAAAAAUUUAUAAAGAAAAAUCAAUUCGAAUGACAAUUAAUAAUAAAAAAGAAAUCUUUGGACAAUUAGAUAAAAAUGGUAAAAUUAUAUCAACAUUUGAUAAUCGAUUAUUUGAUUCAAUUGAACAUUUUUAUCAAACAUAUCAAUCACGUCGUAAAAGAAAUGAAAAUUUAGCAAUUAUUUAUGAAUCCGUAUAUUGGUAUGAUCAAUCAUUUCAUUCAAUAUUACUUGAAUAUGCUGAAACAAUUGUAAAAAUUUCUGGUAUGAAAACUCGAUUAAUAACGGAUGAUGAACUUCUAUCAAAUAAUUCAUCAAUUGAUAUCUUGCCAAAAGAAAUUCUUUGUCAAAUUAAUUGUUGGAAUGAAGGUCGAAAUGAAAUCGAUCUAUAA